UUUCUCUCUCUGAGACGUUGGCAGCUUCUCACUGAACCCAAUGGCGAAGACUCGAAGCGGUGAGAAAGCAGCGAAAGCAGAAACAGCGGACAGUGGCGAUGGCCUCGAAAUAAUCUCCAUCGGUUCACUCUACAAAGGAGCAUGGGACAAGAAGUACUGGACUACCUCUAGGGGAAAAGAUCGGUAUCCAUAUCCUGUUGGUUAUCAGGCUGUUCGAGCUUAUAAUGGGACGACUUUUAAGAUGGAAAUUUGUGAAGGUGUCAAUGGCCCUACAUUUUUGAUUUCUUCUGAUGAUGGGAAUUCAUAUUCUGGGAAAACUCCUGACCAACCAUGGGAGGAAUUUCAGAAGAAAAGUUGCCCCCGCAUCAAGAUUUGGCAUGGGAAGAGACUUUCAUCUAGGAUGGAUGGAUUGGAGUUUUUUGGGUUCAAAAACCAGUCUAUCCAGAGGUUGCUCCGUGAACUGGUAACAAAUGUAAAUGAAAUAGCAGAACGGAGCUUGGUAUCCCCAAACACCUGUGAGGGGGUUGCUAGAGCAGAUCAUGAUGAUUGCUGCCCAAAUGUAGGCACAUAUCCUAAUUUACUACUUUACCUCGGAAAAUCACAUGUUACAAGGAAGAGAAGCAGAUGUGAACUUAAAAACAAAAAAUUAAAUGUUCGAGCUCGACCUCAAUCUCCAGAACUCAUAGGUAGUGAACCCUCAAAUGUAAAGAAUGAGAAGAGUCGUGGUCAGGGGAGUUCUACAACCCAUUAUAGUUCAGAAGUAACUGAGGUCCACAAUCAUAUAGGUGUGCCAGCUCCAUUGCAAAGGGCAUCUUCCGUUUGUAAAAGCAGUAAUUGCAUUUCAUCCAAAAAUGAUUUUCUGCUGAAUCCUCUUGAAAUUUAUAAUAAUAAAGAAGUGGGAGCUGUGCCUUCUGAAGGAUCAGCUGGUUUUCUCUUUUCUGAAAAUUGCAGGGCUAAAGAACUGACUGAAAACUUGUCCACAGAAGAACCUCUUCAUAGGUCGCAUGAUGUGGAGUUGAAGAUGCCUAAUUUGUUGGUGAAAUCUGAAGACAAUAAACUAAUGCAGUCACAUUCUAAGGAGUAUGUAGGUUGUAUUGACAUUGAUCUGUGUGCUCCUGAUACCCUGGAUUUUGUGCAAGAAAAUAAUCCUGAUUCUGCUGCAAGUGAACUGGAUAAAAAUGCUUACAUUGAGACAGCUUGUGAGAUCACCUCUGGAGAAUUGUUAAAUGCAGAGCAUGAAAAUGCGGUCAAAUCUAAUUCAAAUCCAUGCUCUGAAAAAGGUGACUUUGGUCCAGCUGGCCAUGAUGUAGCAAACUCAAUGAUGUCACUUCUGCUUCCUCAGGCAGUUCCUCUACUGAGGUCUGUUUCAACAGAUAUGGAGCUUAUCAUUAGUCCUGCAGAUAUGCCACCUUCUCAGGUCAAUUUCAAGGACGAACAUGUUAAAGUUGGACAUAGUUUGGAUGUACCCUCAUCUGAUGUAAUAAUGAUAGAGGCUGCUCAGGGGGGAAAUGGAGAGACGAGACACGGGCAUACAGACCCACAUACAGGCACUCCUAAUUCUGAGCAUAUGAAGUGUAUCGUUCCUGACAGUUUUGAAUAUAGCCAAUGUGAUGAUUAUAAAAACAAGAAUCAGGAAACGUUAUGCACUGAUCUUGUUGAAGCUGGUAGAUCUAGUUUCAAUAUAGAAAUGUGUUCACAGCAGUUUCUUGGUCAUGAGAUGCCAAACAUAACAUCCACAAGUCAUGCUUCAGUGGUGGACUUUGAAGAAAGUCCUCAGAAUUUUGAUGUAUGCAUUCCUGAAUCUGUUCUAGAUGACAUGUCUGUUAAGGAUCAGGUUAAUUCUGAAAGAAGAGAUGAUGACUACUUAGAUGUGAAAGAAAAUCCUGCACAUGUUAGUCUCAGUUCUGCACAAAAGGAGUUGCCAUCUGCUCAGGAUUUCACUGGAGGUGUUAGCAAUGUAUUCUCUGGGGACAAGUUUAAACUUCCUACUCCUCAAAUGUGUACUACCAAGGACACUUUACAUUCCUCGGAAGUUUUUCUAAUAAACAAUUCAAAUGAUAAACCACGUGAAUCAAAUGAUGCUGCAGGUUUGUGUGUUCAAACAUCUCAAACUUGUCAGGAUAUUCUGAUUGGACAUAGUAAUCUAGUGGAACGCAGCCUAGCAAAAUCUCAGAAUCCAACCCUGUUUGCUGAAGAAAAUAAGUGUCUUGGUACCAAAGAGGCUCAAUUAAUUUCAGAACCAAUGCCGCUGCAAAGCCAGGAACUCAAGAGUACUAUGGGAAGCAGUGUUAAGUUUGUGGGAUGUUACUUGCACCCAAUGCCUGUUUCAUCAUUAUUUUUAAGCACAAGAGAGGAUGAAGUCCAUGUUUGUGUCUUAUGUGGCCAACUGACAGAUCAGUACAGGACCAUGUUUACUUACAAGGUAGCCAUUGCUGGACCAACUCUAGGAUACCCUUCUGUCAUGGCUCACAGCUCAAUACUGUUACCCAAUCCAAACCGUAACUUCAUAAAAGAAACUCUGGUGGAAAGAUCUGGGGUGCAGCUGACUCCUGGUGGACAGUACAUUGUCUUAAUAGGCAGCAUAAAGACCCCCAAUUGCAGGGAAGGAAAAAUUGAUUGUUCUUGCUCAAAAUGUACGUCAGUCUUGUCUGAGAAGAAUGUUUUGAAGAUUGUCCAAGUAGAACACGGUUAUGUAUCAGUUGUAACAACAUUGGAAACGGUUGACAAUGCGCAUUCUAUAUUGGUGUGUGAACCUAACCGACUUGUUUCUGUUGGAGAGAGUGGGAAACUGCAGGUGUGGGUCAUGAAUUCAAAUUGGAGUGAAAAAACAGAGCACUUCAUUAUUCCAGCUGAUGGCACUGCAUCUCCUGGCAUUGUGGAGUUAAAGAAGGUUCCUAAGUCUACUCAUUUGGUUGUUGGUUUUAAUAGCUAUGGGGAAUUUAGUUUAUGGGAUAUUGCAAAUUGUAAUUGUGUUGCAAGAUUCUCCGCUAUAAAAAGUCCAAUACAUGAGUUCUUUCCAAUAAGCUUAUUCCAGUGGCAAACAAAAGACUCGGGAUUCAGCUAUGCCAGCAUGGAGGAGCAGGCUGAUAAACUCUUAAAAGCAACCAAUUCGUGGUACUCACAGCAAAGAGAGACCUCUUGGUUUUCACCAUUAGAGGAAGAUGUUGCUAUGUGGCUUUUUGUCUCGACUUACUCUGAUCAGGAAUUUUUCCAAAAUCCUAUUUCAACUUCGAGUAGUUUUGAUAUACAUACAGCUAGAAGUUGGAGGCUUGCACUUGUAAUGAAAAAUAGCAUAAAUUUUGGAAGUCCCUUGGAUAUAAGGACUUGCGGUAUUGGUGUUUCCUGUGGUUAUGGAAUCAUCGGUACAAGCGAAGGUGUGGUGUAUAUGUGGGAGUUGUCUAAAGGAGCCAAACUUCACACUCUGCAUCAUUUCCAAGAUGGCCAUGUUGCAUGUGUUGCUACCGAUGAUUCGAGAGGUGCCUUGGGAGUUGCUGGUGGAGGACAAUUGUUGCUUUAUCUGCACCUUCCUGAGCUACAUUCAGACUAACUGGUGAACCCAAAAGUGUUCUUUACUCACCUAUCUUUUGCAAUCAUUUGUUUGUAUCUGAAUUGCAUCAAUGUUCUUCAUUUUUAAGAAUUGCUAAUAGUGUUCAAGUUCUUUGUCAAUUAGUAAUUCUAAUCUGUAUGAGCGACUAUAUAUUCAAUUUAUAGUAUGUAUAUAUCAUCACCAGGGGAUGUGAAUUAGUGUAAAUGCAAUCAAUUUUUACUUUCA
Messenger RNA from Vigna unguiculata (cowpea), 3772 nucleotides. Its product is annotated as DNA binding protein. Gene Ontology annotation, biological process: regulation of cell cycle. The record is from RefSeq and is a predicted model, not a curated record. Gene Ontology annotation, cellular component: nucleus. Gene Ontology annotation, molecular function: protein binding. Lineage: Eukaryota; Viridiplantae; Streptophyta; Magnoliopsida; Fabales; Fabaceae.